AUGGCUCAGACAUGGCGCCUGCCAGUUGCCUGCAUGCUAGGCUGUCUCGCAGCCAUCUUGAUUGUGAGGUGUCUUAACAAGCAGGAGAACGGCAGUGUCCUCUAUGGCUCAGCGUCGCUUCAGCUCAACUUCGAGCGGCUCGAGAGGAGAUUGGCAGCUCUGAGCUCAAGGGACAAGGAGGAGUGGCAAGGCAUCCGAGCUGUUGCUACAAGGGAGAGCGAGAAGGGGAUGGAGAUACAGUCGACACUGAACGAAGAGAAGCGGCAUAUCCGCAGGAUGCUUGCUAGACUUUCCAAGUCUGUUGAUAGAGAGGCAGCGCGUCACUUGAAAGACGACAGGAGGUUAUCUCAGACGUUCCAACGUUCCAUCAGCAAGGCAAUAGCUCGAACAUCUCUGGCUCUGAAACUUGUAGACACAAGACUGUCAAAGUAUGCAGAGACCACGAAAUCUUCGCUCUCCGAUCAGCUCGCAGCUGUGCUUGCGAUACGAAAGAAACUGAGGAUGAGAUUGAAGGAGCUGACAAGAAAUUUGAUGGAACGCGAACUGCAGAAUAUAGAUGCUGCAAAGAACAAGGAUGAAGGAGAUGAGGCUAAAGAGGCUCAGGCUUUUGACAAGAUCAUUCACGAUGCUAAGGAGCAAAGCGAGCAGAUCGUCGGUUCUCAUUCUAAGAUCCGGAACAAGAUCCACCAAGUCAAACGAGAACUUGACAUGAAAGAGGACCAAAUUCUGGGAGGCAUCGAUAGUCUCAAUGCAUCGCUGAUAGACGUCAAGCGCAAUGAUGACAAGAAGUUCUUGAGCUUGCAGCAGGAGUUCCGCGAGUCCAAGAUGAAGUUGAUGAACAUGCGGAAUCGAAUUAAGGCGCUGGAAGGCAACUACACAUCAACAGCUAAGCAUGUGUCGAGCAGUCUAGACCUCAUACGCCGUCAAUUGGAGCUAUCCACUUCUCAGCUUCAGCUGCAGAUUCAUGAUUUGAAUUCGAAUGUCUCAACAGACACUCAGAGCGUAUCGUCACUUCUUAAUGAGCUGAAGGAGAGCAGGGACACUGAAGAAGAGCGAUUGAGACAGCAGAUUGACGAAGAUCGGGACGCGGGAGCCAAAGAGCUCAAGGACUUGUCAAACAAGGUUGACUACGUCAAGAACCAACAAAACGAAUGGACUUCGAAAUCCAUGAAAUCUAUGCAAGAUGCUGUGAAUGAAAACAGAGAGAUGAAACAUCAUGAAGACGACAUCGUCAAUGAGCUGCGGGGAAAGAUAACAGCAGUGGAGAAGAGCUCUCAAGAAUUCAACGCGACGGCCUCAUUACAGUUUGACAGUCGCUGGAAGGAUCUCCAAGCUCAGUUUCAAAGAACCAAUUCUUCGGUGUCGGCGGCGCUGGUCAAAGCAAGAUCACAGGCAGAGAGUCUCUCCGCCAAGUUGCAUGAGAUGAUCCAGGAAGGUUCCCGCCGCACAGCUGCUUGUGCCGUGACGUCAUCGCUCCAGGAAUCCCGGGCUGAACUCGAAGACCUGAAGAACCAGGGCGACGUCGAGAGAGGAUCGAUCGAGAAGCAACUGAACUCAACGAUAUCCACCGCCAUCAAUCUGCUGGUUGCAUAUGAAAAUGGCGUGUCGGCUUUAGAAUCAGGUAGCUUCAACUGA
Guillardia theta CCMP2712 is the source of this 1635-nucleotide messenger RNA. RefSeq lists its product as hypothetical. Lineage: Eukaryota; Cryptophyceae; Pyrenomonadales; Geminigeraceae. Bases 1 to 1635 code for a protein of 544 amino acids. The record is from RefSeq and is a predicted model, not a curated record. The transcript is spliced from 12 exons.